Messenger RNA from Aspergillus oryzae RIB40, 339 nucleotides. RefSeq lists its product as uncharacterized. The record is from RefSeq and is a predicted model, not a curated record. NCBI's taxonomy places the organism in Eukaryota, Fungi, Ascomycota, Eurotiomycetes, Eurotiales, Aspergillaceae. Bases 1 to 339 code for a protein of 112 amino acids. The transcript has 3 exons.
AUGAAUUAUGUAUGUCUGGCCUAUGAAUGGGCCCUUGUGUCUUUACGCUCACAUGCCAAGUUCCUUUUCUGGUUUGAUAGCGGUCUUGCUUUCUCAGCUCAUCUAUUCAGUGACCUUUCUCGUUUCAAGUUUAUCAAUACCUCGCUAACAAGCUUAACGCGUCCCCGGAAUCCCGAGGCCUUUCUAUGCGUUGCAUCUCGACGGUACUUUUUCUCAUGCUUACUUUAUGAUACCAUCCUUGAGACCAUUGUUAUUCUCGGUCCAGAUUACGACUUGAUGCCCUGGAGUUUCGGAUAUCUUUUCUCUUUUACUGCCUUGGAUCAUUUAUUCUCUGAGUAG